Messenger RNA from Pocillopora damicornis (cauliflower coral), 2045 nucleotides. Its product is annotated as ras-related and estrogen-regulated growth inhibitor. The record is from RefSeq and is a predicted model, not a curated record. Gene Ontology annotation, molecular function: GTP binding; GTPase activity. NCBI's taxonomy places the organism in Eukaryota, Metazoa, Cnidaria, Anthozoa, Scleractinia, Pocilloporidae.
ACAAGCGAUCGCAUUUUUUAAUGCAGUUUUAACCCUUCUAAAUUAAACUGAACUUUCUCCUGCGAGAUAGCCGAUAAUCCAAGGGCUAUUCACAUACUUGAAAUAUUUCAUCAUUGUGUUUUGCUGACAGGCUUCGUAAUUAGCUCAUCAUAGGGAACGUCAUUUUUACGCAACGUGAUCGCUUCUGCUGUAGCAUAGCAUCAGUACAUUUCGGAUGUGACUUUACAAUUCCUGCGCGAAUAAAUCGUCAGAGUGGGUUGCAGUGAUGCCUUUGAGAAAUGGGCAAGAUUCAUUGGACAAGGACUCCGCUAGCAGGCAAGCCAUGAAGCAGAGACGAAAACUCGGUUAUAGCAAUCAAGUUAACCUGCGCAACAUCCGAAUUGCCGUGAUGGGCCAAGACGGCGUCGGAAAAACAGCUCUCACGGUACGAUUCCUAACAAAGCGUUUUAUUGGAGAAUACGACCAAACGUUAGAAACAACCAAUAGACACCACAUCGACGUGGAUGGAGAAUAUGUUGCACUGGACAUUUUGGACACAGCAGGAAAGAACUCGGAAGAGAAGCUUGAGAACAUCAUUGGGUACGCAGACAUCUUCCUUGUCCUUUACUCCAUCACAGACCGCACCAGUUUUCAAGAAGCCGGUAAGAUCGUCAAGUACAUAAGACGUUACAGAACUCUGGACUCCAGCAGUAUAAUUAUCGCGGGAACUAAGCGCGAUUUGGAACACUUCAGAAGCGUUCGCGAGACAGACGGCUCAAGACUCACCUAUUCCCUCAACUGUGGUUUCUUCGAGAUAUCAAUUUCCGAGAGUUUUGCUGAAACAGUAAACAUGUUUAAUGAGAUCUUGAGACAAUAUUUAAACGCGCAUCCUUCGCAAGAUCCAGCUGGCACAAUUACCACUGCUCACUCCCCGACCCCCAUGAUUUCUCCACAUAAAGAAAUGAAGUCUCCGUCUUCUUGGGCAAAGGUCAAAGGAUUGAAGACAAUGCCUUUUAGAAGAAAGUCUACACAGGCUGUUGCCUGUUAAUCAGCUUGGCUUGGAAAGAAACGCCCAGAAUUUAUGUCUCUGGGAAAUUUAGCCACGCACGUAGCAUUUAUACGGAUGAUGAGGAAAAUAACAGGGAAUAUAUAAAACAACACGGUUUCCUCAUUGCAUCCGAGAGGAUUCGCUUUUAAAGGACUCUUGUAUACGAGUCUCAACCCAGACAACUUCAGAUAUCUGGAAAUAGACACUUCUUAAAUUUAGACAUUUGAGUUUGAAAAUCAAAGAACUUGGACCUCGCGUAGGAUCAAGUAAAAUCCACGCGAAAUAUGCAGUAUAAACAUGUAAUAUGGAGCUUCACCCAUUUGAGGAUGAAGAAAACCGUAGUUUAUGGAUUACGAUCUGAAUCGAUAUAACCUGUGUAUAAACGUGUAUUAAUAUUUUCAGUUUUCUUCUGCUACUAAUUUAACUGUAGCCGGAAGUAAUUAUAAAAAGAUCCCCCACAAGACAAGCUUGGAAAUUUUAUCACCACCUUAGUCUGCACAGUUCAUAGUUUUUGGGAGCGCACGAUUUACAAACUCAUCUGCUGCGCAGGUUACAGCAACCUUCCCCAUUGCUCAUAUGUUAGAUUCUUUAGUGAAACUCCUUCCGGGCAAUUAGCUCUAUGCAGUACUCAGAAAUCUCCAUGCUCAAUGAAGUGGGUGUGCAAAAGACGAAGGGAACGCCUACGUGUUUCGCUUCUCCUUCCUGUAAAUCUUUCCUCUUUUGGCUCGUUCCCACUCCAAAGACCUAGGGUAGAGAAAGAUUUCUAUCAGAAAUACGAACUAAUAAUGCUUUUCUUGUCUAUAUGCUAGGCAUUAAUUUAGUCUGCAAAAAGCAAGAGACCAAAUCCAGAAUACACAAGGCUCUAGGGUAUUCUGACAUGUUAGACAAAAUGUUGGAAAUGAAAUUAUUUACUUGAACAGUAACGUUUUAGGUUUGUUAAUUUGUAUAGAAUCUAUAAACAGUUGGUAAUUAAUUGGUCUUUGAAAGAAAAAAGUGCCAAUAAAACACUGUAUAAAUA